Messenger RNA from Lagenorhynchus albirostris (white-beaked dolphin), 3069 nucleotides. RefSeq names its product sodium voltage-gated channel beta subunit 4 (gene SCN4B). Gene Ontology annotation, molecular function: sodium channel regulator activity; transmembrane transporter binding. The record is from RefSeq and is a predicted model, not a curated record. The coding region runs from base 267 to 953 and encodes 228 amino acids. Gene Ontology annotation, biological process: regulation of ventricular cardiac muscle cell membrane repolarization; cardiac muscle cell action potential involved in contraction; regulation of sodium ion transmembrane transporter activity. The transcript is spliced from 5 exons. NCBI's taxonomy places the organism in Eukaryota, Metazoa, Chordata, Mammalia, Artiodactyla, Delphinidae. Gene Ontology annotation, cellular component: membrane; voltage-gated sodium channel complex.
AGCUCGGAGGUCCUGCUGCUCCGGGUCCUCCUCCUCGGGCCCCUCCUUCUCCUCCCCUUGCCCUCCGCGGCUGCUCCCGCAGCCGGCUCCUCCUCUCCCUCCCUCCCCCUCUUCGCCCUUUCCGCGCCAACUUUCCCGAGCCCCGGCCGGCGGUGCACAGCUCCCCGGCAGCCUCGGGGCCGACUGCAGACCGAGGGCUGCGAGCGCGGCUGUGACCUGUGUAUCCUGUCCCCGCGCCCCUGGUGCGCUCGGCAGAGAACAGCACGAUGCCCGGGGCUGGGCACCGAGGCGCAGCCCGGGCGAGAUGGCUGGGCACUGGGCUUUUGGGUCUCUUCCUGGUCCCUGUGUCCCUGUCGCUGGAGGUAUCUGUGGGAAAGGCCGCUACCAUCUACGCUGUCAACGGCACGGAGAUCCUGCUGCCCUGCACCUUCACCAGCUGCUUUGGCUUCCAGAACCUGCGCUUCUGGUGGUCCUACAACAGCAGUGAUACAUUCAAGAUCCUCAUAGAUGGGAUCGUGAAGAAUGAGAAGUCAGACCCCAAGGUGAAGUUGAAAGAUGAUGACCGCAUCACUCUGGAGGGCUCUGUGAAGGAGAAAAUGAACAAUAUUUCCAUUCUGCUGAGGAAUCUGGAGUUCAGCGACACGGGCAAAUACACCUGCCACGUGAAGAACCCCAAGGAGAAUUAUCUUCAGCACCAGGCCACCAUCUUCCUCCAAGUUGUUGAUAAACUGGAAGAAGUGGACAACACAGUGACACUCAUCAUCCUGGCUGUUGUGGGCGGGGUCAUUGGGUUCCUCAUCUUCAUCCUGCUGGUUAAGAAGUUCAUCGCCUUCAUUAUCAAGAAGACUCAGGAGAAGAAGAAGGAGUGCCUCGUGAGUUCGUCAGGGAACGAUAAUACAGAGAAUGGGUUACCUGGCUCCAAGGCGGAAGAGAAAGCACCAAAAAAAGUGUGAGCCCUGCUCGGGGCCAAGCAGCCGCCGGGAGCCUCGCUUUCUAACGAUGAAACUGAUGCCUGAGCCGUGUCCAUGAACCCACGUGCCUGAGACAUCUGCUGCUUGGCUCAAACUGUAGUCUUUCCGGGCGGGGAGAAACUGGGGUCCUGUCCAGCCUGCCCCACCCCCUUCCCCCCCAGGGCUCCCCAGGGACAAGGGCUGGCCAAGGGAGGGGCCCUGUGGAAGGUUCAGGAAAGGAAAGGAGGGGCUGGAGCGGUGUGGAGGGCCGGUCCCCCGACACCUGGGUAGAUGGUUUCCUUCAGUGUCCCCACCCUGGACAGGGAAUGCCUUGGUUUUCCUCCAGAUAUCUCUUUGUGAGAGACUUGGGGGGUUGGGGAGGGCUGCCCCAGUAGCUGGACCCUGAGUAUGGAGGACUAACCCUUCUACGGCAGGAGUGGCCAGAGGACUCUGUACAGGAUCCGAGGGUGGGAGGCUGUUGGAGAGUCCUACAGUGAGAGGCUUUGAUGGAUUCCUGCUGCCCCACGUCCUUCUAGUGAGGAACUCCCCUUUCCCCCCACCCCUGGGUGCCUGCCUGCCUGUCUUGGUUCUGCCCCCACCCCCAGACCCCAAGCUGCUCAGUCUCUGAACCCUCCCAGCUAGGGCUGCCACCCUGGUCUUGGGGGGUCCUAGCCCACCUAGUCUGCUCCUCUGAUCUCUGGGCCCUGAGGGCUCAUGCAGGGGUCCCUCAGGCCUUCCCAGAGCACUGGGGCGCCACCUACACCUUUCCUAGUAUUUCUCCUUGGGGGAUCAGGGCUGCAGAGGUGGGCCUCUUGGCCACGGAACGCUCACCCCCAGCCCUGCCAGCGCUGGCUGCCCCUUCUCCUCAGCAUGGCAGGACCAUGGCCACUGCUGGGAGCUCGCCGCCAGCUCCGCGCUGCUCCUCUUCCCUUGAAGCAGCAGGUGGCGCCAUCUUGCUUGAGGAGCUGCUCCUGUGCUCCUCCAGCUUCUCCCUGCCCAGGGCUGUUCAUCUCCAUCCCUGCGUCAAGGCUGGCCUUCACCUCGGGGACCCUGUUGCUUUGGAUGAGAGGGCCCUUGGGUUUUCUGUCUGCUUCCUGCUCAGCCGUGCCCCGCUCUCACCCCAGGGUUGGGGAGGUGCAGGGAGAGAGUGCCCAGGGUUUUCCUUUGCUUUUCCACGCACUGGUUUGCACACCCCUCGCGUGUGGGGCUAGACUGUGCCUUAGCUCCUGAGUCCUGGCUCAUGCGCUCCCUCCCCACUUCAGCCCCUAGGGAACAGCCAGCUCUGGUGGGCCCUGGUGAGGGUCCCGCUGCCCUCACCCAGGGUCAGGCAGGGGACCGGGGAGCUGGAGUUGUAUUGUUAAUAGCCCGCUGGCCAGCCACUGAGUCUUGGAGGCGUCUGCCAAGUGCUCCCGUGGGCCCCUUACAGGCCAUGUCGUGGCAUUGUCCCUGUGGGGUUGGGGAAGUGAGGGGGGCCGGGGCUGUGAUCAUGGAGGAAUCCGCCAUCUGCUCCCACCCCCUCGCUCUCUUGUUGAAUUCCUGACACUCUGUCCUCUGGGCCCCUGGGAGGGAUGAGAGGGGAGUAGCCCCCUUUUCCAAAGUGUGUGGGGACUGCCUGAGGACCCUCCCUGCCAAAAAGCAGCGGCGAGCGUCCCCAAGGGUGCAGGUUUGGGGAGGGGGAACAGGAGUGCCUGCAGGGCAGCCAUGGCUGUGACCUGUGACCCUUGCCCAGCCUGAGGGGCUUGCAGGGUCCCACUGAGAUCUGCCUCUGUCCCUUGCGGCCUCCUCCACCCAUCCUGGGCUCAGGUUCAGAUUUUCCUGGCUUUGGGAGCAGACGGACAAGAGCCACCGGUCAUUCGGGAAACUUCGUAGGCUGCCUUCACGCAAAACUGCUUGCUUCUCCUUUCCCAGCGUUAGCAUUUGGAAGGGCAGAGUGUCUUGUGCUCCUCUUACUCCCUUGAGAGGAAGCCAAGGCGUACAGAGUGGGGGAGAGGAAGAGCAUCAUAGGCGGGUCAUGCACGUUCUCUGGGCUCAGCUUUCCCUAUCUAUAAAAUGGGUGUAAUAAUACCUACCUCGCAGGACUGUUGUGAGGCUUGGCAGGUUUUGGUUUAAAAAUCUUUUU